Molecule: messenger RNA, 1260 nt
Organism: Aspergillus saccharolyticus JOP 1030-1
Lineage: Eukaryota; Fungi; Ascomycota; Eurotiomycetes; Eurotiales; Aspergillaceae
Product: DXO/RAI1 family decapping nuclease
Exons: 7
Coding region: 169-1260 (363 amino acids)
Biological process (GO): NAD-cap decapping; nuclear-transcribed mRNA catabolic process
Cellular component (GO): cytosol; nucleus
Molecular function (GO): mRNA 5'-diphosphatase activity
Source: RefSeq, a predicted model, not a curated record
UGUAGUUUGAAUACUGUGUAGUAGUUUAUUUCAUCUAACUAACUACAAACUACUCCGUACUUCCCGUGCGCAUAUACUGACUUUCUCCGGCCAAGUACUAUUUCAGGCAACGACUCACAAAAGCAGUCGUGGAAAAUCCUCAAGAACAUUCUGUCACCAGCAAGAGCCAUGGAGCGGAAAGUCUUCGAUAUCCAACCCAUUGGCCGCUUCUACGGAGCCAGUGCUGCCAUUCGGCGUCCCAAAGAAAUUGCUUGUUUCUCUUAUGAUGAUCAUCAUAAAUUCCACAUUGGAGAAUCCUCUCUGAAAUACUACUACACGCCGCAUCUCCCUGCAGAUUUGAACCGGGGGUUCGAGUCCUUCCAAAAGCUAGACGAUUCCGCUGACGAGCAUCUCGAUGCAUUGCUUGAGACGAUCAUGGCUCUGGAACAAGAUACUGGAAUCAAAUGUGAAGCUGACAUCAUUACCUGGAGAGGGAUGAUGACCAAAAUUUUGACGGCGCCUUUUGAUAACAUGAACGGGGACGUUACAGCGCUAGGCCCUAGAUUCAUUGAAGAGAACAAUAGCUACAAGAACGAGCAGAAAUGGAUCCAGAGAAGCCAGAGGACGCCUCCUGGCAUAGCUUCUCAAGAUUUAAUGGCAUACUGGGGCUAUAAAUUUGAAACGGUAUCGCUACUCAAACAACCGUGGGAUUCAACCCCUCGACACGAGAUCGAAAGUCGAGAAGAGCUUGUUGUAAAUAACAAUGCCCAGUAUUGCUCAGUAGUCCGGACUGCAAUAGGUCGCUCGAAGCUUGUCAUUGGGGGCGAAGUGGACGCUAUAUGGGAUCGCAAACCGGACCGGAAGGAGGAUCCGAUCAAUUGGGUAGAGCUGAAAACAUCGGCCGAAAUCAGAAAUGACCGGGACAUGAUCAAGUACGAAAGGAAGCUUUUGAAAUUCUGGGCUCAAUCAUUUCUUCUGGGUGUGCCCCGAAUCAUUGUCGGGUUCCGAGACCAGCACGGCAUCGUAAAAUGUCUCGAGGAAUUGGACACCGCUAGCAUACCAGGCAAGGUGAAGAAGGUGGGACGAGCAACCUGGGACGGCAAUAUAUGUAUCAACUUUGCUGCCGAAUUUUUGCAAUGGCUUAAAAGCGCCAUUCAGGAGGAGGGUACAUGGAGGAUAGCCAAGCGUGAGAGGUCGUCGAUUAUAGAGGUCUACAAAGUUGAGGAUAGUGGGACGGGCGACAUAAUUUCUCCAGCCUUUUCAGCUUGGCGGAGUGAAUGA